Molecule: messenger RNA, 4918 nt
Organism: Branchiostoma floridae (Florida lancelet)
Lineage: Eukaryota; Metazoa; Chordata; Leptocardii; Amphioxiformes; Branchiostomatidae
Exons: 25
Coding region: 1-4764 (1587 amino acids)
Biological process (GO): signal transduction
Molecular function (GO): protein binding
Source: RefSeq, a predicted model, not a curated record
AUGGCACGGGAUGAGGAUAGGAAGACUCCAUUAGAUGAAGCUAAAAACCGAGAGACUCGACGUGCCAUGAAGGACGCGGUGCGAGAGAAGUCGUACCACGAGUUGCUGCAGAAGUCUGGCGGAGUGAAGGUCAACAGGUGUAAGGUGUUCGUGUUUGGGAUGGCGGAAACUGGGAAGUCUACGCUGAAGAAAAGCCUAAGAAGGGGCCCCGUGUCUGCACUGUUCCAAGGACUGAGUAAGUCGUCAUCACAGGAGGAGCCUCACGACCCCACCCCAGGGGUGGAUGUUGGGACGUUCCAUAUUCCAGGGGUGGGGGAGGUCAGCCUGUGGGAUUUUGCUGGGCAGGCGGAGUACGCGGUAACCCACAGUAUGUUCAUGGAUGCAGAGAAUACCGUCUUCAUUGUGCUGUACAACAUCAUGGACGACAGCGAGGAGCAAGAACGACAGGUCCACUGGUGGCUGAGUUUCAUCAAGUCCUGCAACCCAAACCGGCAGCCUGACGUCAUCUUAGUGGCCAGCCAUGCGGACAAAGUGUCACGAGACAGAGGACAACGGCAAGCCACUCAUCUUCUGCAGCUGAUGACGUCAGAGUUCAAAGAUCACCUUCGCAUCUCAGACGAAGUCUUCCUGAUGAACUGUAAGGAGACCCGAACAGCUGACAUGGACCGACUCAAGAAACUGCUGACCAAGUUGAAUAAGGCCAUGUUAGAGCACCAGCAGCAGAUGCCCAAACUGUGCGCCGAAAUCACCAAGCAGCUGCCCAGCUGGUGCCAGAAGAAGUGCAGCCCGAAGUGCCCUGUACUGAGGUGGCCAGGCUACGUGGAAGCAGUCAAAGAGAUUGACCCACAUGUGGAGGAGGAAUUCCUGCUGAAAUCUACAAGAUUUCUGGACCAUCUGGGGGAGGCAAUCUUCUCCUGUCCGAAAAGUAUCGAUCCCAUCAUUGUCCUGAAGCCCAACUGGCUCUGCACAGACGUCAUCGGCCCAAUGAUGGCACCAGUCAACUUCCCCAUUCCCCGCCCGGAGAGAACAAGCGAAGACUACGUCACCAGGGCGGAGAUCCAGCGCGUCUUCCAAGACGUUGCUGACGUGGAUCUCCUCAUCACCCUGCUGCAAGAGUUCCAGCUCUGCCACUCCUAUGACGGACAGACCUUCAUCUUCCCAGGGCUGCUGACACAAACCAUGCCUCCUGACAAGUGGCAACUCACACAAGAACCAAAUGUGGUCUACUUUGGGAAGCAAGUCCAGUGUGCCGACUCAACUGACAUGUUCUCCUCCGGGUUCUUCCCCCGAGUGCAGACCCGCCUGAUGAGGGAGCUGGAGAAUCCCCCGCUGCUGUGGAGAGAUGGCGCCAAGUGUGCGGACAGGAAUGUGGAAGGUUUAAUCAAACUCUCUCCGGACGGCCGUGCAGUCAACAUCUGUGUGCGGAGUGCUCAGGGUGACAAGGUGCAGUGUGGCAAGAUGCUGCAGCAGCUGGAGAACAUCAUCGCUGAUGUGCUGGAUGAGUGCAGCCCAGGAACAGGCACAGUAGAGAAGGUGCUCAGCGCCCGUGCACUGAAGGAACACAUGGAGGAAUUCUACUCCUACGGCAAGGAGGAGAUCAGCGAGGCAGCAGUAGAGGGCGGUACAAUCGUCCAUCCCACCCUCGGGUUCACGGAACGGGUCAGUGACCUGCUUUGUGUAGAGGAAGAGGACCCGAGGCUUCAGGGCUUAGUUAACUACUAUGAUACAGUCAUCAACGAAGCCAGUAACGAUUGGGAUUUGCUGGCACUGAAGCUGGGUUUCAACGAUAACGAGAUAGGUGUGAUCCGAGACUUGGAGCGUGACCAGGACAGCAGGUGCAGGGAAAUGCUGACCAGGUGGAAAGACAGGGAGGGAAGGGAAGCUACUCUACAGGUUCUGAAGGAAGCACUCAAAGAGAUUGGCCAAGUUCGGGUAGCAGAGAUCUUAGAUGUUGAUGUGAAGGACUACUUUGAUACUGUCAUCAAAGAAGCCAGUAACGAUUGGGAUGAGCUGGCACUGGAGCUGGGUUUCAACUAUAACGAGAUAGGUGUCAUCCGAGACUUGAAGCCAGACCAGGACCGCAGGUGCAGGGAAAUGCUGCACAGGUGGAGAAACAGGGAGGGAAGUGGCGCUACUCCGCAGGUUCUGAAGCAGGCACUCAUCGAGAUUGACCAAGGCCGGGUAGCAGAACGCUUCACGCUGGGCCAGGUUAGCGGAUACAAACAACACCAGAGACUCCGGGAACAGCUGCCUGAUCCACAAUGGCUGCAGCGGUCGGCUGGUCUCGCCAAUGUAUGUGCUGUUGCAGGUCGUGAGGAGAUGGACCUAGAUACGUUCUACCGAGCUGUGCAGGAAGGAGACGUGCAGACUGUGAGGAGGGGGCUGGAGGCUGGGGUGGACGUCAAUGUCAAGAGGAAGUGGAAGGGCUGGCCUGACAAAUCGGCGUUGCACCUGGCCUGUUGGCGUGGUCAGACUGAGGUGGCAGAGCUGUUGAUUAAACAUGGAUCCGACCUGGAGGCUAUAAACGUUCUUAACGAAACACCCCUCCACGAUGCUGCUCGCUGGGGCCACACCGACACGUGUGAGCUGCUGAUUGGCUCUGGUGCUAACAUUGAGAAUCGAGAGAAGCAGGUGACGCAAGAAAAGAAGUACCACGAGUUGCUGCAGAAGUCUGGCGGAGUGAAAGUUAACAGGUGUAAGGUGGUCUUGGGUGGGAGGGAGAACGCAGGGAAAUCUACUCUGAAAGCAAGUUUUACAAAGCGCCCAGUGAUCGCCAGAUUGGGAAGUCUUGGUAAGAUGUCGUCAGUCGAGGAGCCUUACGACCCCACCCCAGGGGUGGAUGUUGGGAACGUCAGCAUUCCGGGAGUGGGACAGGUCAGCCUGUGGGAUUUUGCUGGGCAGGCGGAGUACGCGGUGACCCACAGUAUGUUCAUGGACGCCAGGUACACUAUCUUCAUCGUGCUGUACAACAUCAUGGACGACAGCGAGGAACAAGAACGACAGCUUCACUGGUGGCUGAGUUUCAUCAAGUCCUGCAACCCAAACCGACAGCCUGACGUCAUCCUGGUGGCCAGCCAUGCAGAUCAAUUGCAAGUACGAGACAGAGGACAACGCCAAGCUGCCCAUCUUCUGCACUUGAUGACGUCAGAGUUCAAAGAUCACCUCCACAUCUCAGACGAAGUCUUCCUGAUGAACUGUAAGGAGACCCUAACACCUGAGAUGGACCGGCUCAAGAAACUGCUGGCCAGUAUGAGGACGGAAAUGUUUGAGCGCCAACGCCAGAUGCCUAAAUUGUGUGGUGAAAUCACCAAGCAUCUGUUCAGCUGUUGUAAGAAGAAGUGCAGCCCGAAGUGUCCUGUACUGAGGUGGCCAGACUACGUGGAAGCAGUCAAAGAGAUCGACCCACAUGUGGACGAGGAAUUCCUGCUGAAAUCUACAAGACACCUACACCGUCUGGGGGAGGUCAUCUUCUCCUGUCCCAGUGCUUCUGAUCCCAUCAUUGUCCUGAAGCCCAACUGGCUCUGCACAGACGUCAUCGGCCCAAUGAUGGCACCAGUCAACUUCCCCAUUCCCCGCCCGGAGAGAACAAGCGAAGACUACGUCACCAGGGCGGAGAUCCAGCGCGUCUUCCAAGACGUUGCUGACGUGGAUCUCCUCAUCACCCUGCUGCAAGAGUUCCAGCUCUGCCACUCCUAUGACGGACAGACCUUCAUCUUCCCAGGGCUGCUGACACAAACCAUGCCUCCUGACAAGUGGCAACCAACACUUGAGCCAAAGGUGGUCUACUUUGGGAAGCAAGUCCAGUGUGCCGACUCAACUGACAUGUUCUCCUCCGGGUUCUUCCCCCGAGUGCAGAUCCGCCUGAUGAGGGAGCUGGAGAAUCGCCCGCUGCUGUGGAGAGAUGGCGCCAAGUGUGCGGACAGGAAUGUGGAAGGUCUGAUCAAACUCUCUCCGGACGGCCGUACAGUCAACAUCUGUGUCCGGAGUGCGCAGGGUGACAAGGUGCAGUGUGGCAAGAUGCUGCAGCAGCUGGAGAACACCAUCGCUGAUGUGCUGGAUGAGUGCAGCCCAGGAACAGGCACAGUCGAGAAGGUGCUCAGCGCUCGUGCCCUGAAGGAACACAUGGGGGAAUUCUACUCCUAUGGCAAGGAGGAGAUCAGCAAGGCAGCAGCAGAGGGCGGUACAAUCCUCCAUCCCACCCUCGGGUACACGGAACAGGUCAGUGACCUGCUUUGUGGAGAGGAUGAGGACCCGAGGCUUCAGGGCUUAGUUAACUACUUUGAUGCAGUCAUCAACGAAGCCAGUAACGAGUGGGAUGAGCUGGCACUGAAGCUGGGUUUCAACGAUAACGAGAUAGGUGUGAUCCGAGACUUGGAGCGUGACCAGGACAGCAGGUGCAGAGAGAUGCUGACCAGGUGGAAAGGCAGGGAGGGAAGGGAAGCUACUCUACAGGUUCUGAAGGAAGCACUCAAAGAGAUUGGCCACGUUCGGGUAGCAGAGAUCUUAGAUGUUGAUGUGAAGGACUACUUUGAUACUGUCAUCAAAGAAGCCAGUAACGAUUGGGAUGAGCUGGCACUGGAGCUGGGUUUCAACUAUAACGAGAUAGGUGUCAUCCGAGACUUGAAGCCAGACCAGGACCGCAGGUGCAGGGAAAUGCUGCACAGGUGGAGAAACAGGGAGGGAAGUGGCGCUACUCCGCAGGUUCUGAAGCAGGCACUCAUCGAGAUUGACCAAGGACGGGUAGCAGAAAGCUUCAUGGAGUAGCUGUACCUCCAAGAGGAAUCGGCACUGAUGGUCCGCCUGGCAGGAAGAAAUCAAGUUAAUUACAUGACAAUGGCUCCAUACCAGCAGAUAUCAGAGUAAGCGUCCAUCCAGCAUAAACCUACCGCAAGAGAAUACCGCAAGAGAAGCUGUUGUG